Meloidogyne enterolobii is the source of this 652-nucleotide messenger RNA. Lineage: Eukaryota; Metazoa; Nematoda; Chromadorea; Rhabditida; Meloidogynidae. The record is from the annotation of a GenBank genome assembly.
AAUUCUUUUUUUGAUUAUUUUUUUGAUUCCAAUGCGUCUAGAAAAGUGUUGGUUUUGUUCUUCAACAAUUUGGCCAGGUCAUGGUAUUCAAUUUGCACGAAAUGAUGGAACGGUCUUCAAAUUUUGUCGUUCCAAAUGCAACAAAUUAUUCAAAAAGAAAAAGAAUCCUCGCAAAUUGAAAUGGACAAAAGCUUCGAGGCGAUUAAGAGGAAAGGAAUUGGUUAAUGAUGCCGUCCAAGCACUUGAACAAAAAAGAAAUGAGCCUGUAAAAUAUGACAGAAAUUUGUGGAAUGAAGCAGUUGAGGCAAUGAAACAAAUCCACGAAAUUAGACAUCGUCGUUAUGGACAAUUAAUUAAAAAUAAAUUGAAGCCUGGUCAAUUACGUCAAAAACAGGCAAUGAUUAAAAAAGCAAAGACUAGAAUGCAUUUAAUUAGAUCACCAUUUGCCAAUGACGUAAAAGACGAAGAUGAGCAGAUGGAUAUGGAAUAUAAAGAAGAAAGUGAUAUAGAACAAGGGGAUGUUAUUGAAAUUAAAGAGGAAAAUGUUGAAGAUGAGAAAGUUACAAAAAAGAAAAAGAAGAAAUUAAAUAAAAAUAAAGAAGUGCCAGAGACACAAACAAUGAUGGUGGUUGAAACAAUUGAAGAUGAUUAA